ACCUUCCGUAUCCUCACCCAUCUGCCCAAACCGCUGGAUAACCUUCAGACCUAUGCACCAGAAAUUUAGUCGUGUUUACUGCAAAAUGUCGGAAAUCAGAGGGUAUAUAUCGCACUCGCGGCCGCCGUCGCGAUGGAAACGCGUGCCUUGGCUUCCACAAGCCAAUCAUUUGAAAGUAAAACACGCGUUCGUGGCGCGGGGCGCUCAAGGCUUCCCCAUUGUCGCCUGUUAUCUUUUGUCCACGUUUUUCAGCGUGUACCCUCAAGCGGCAUAAAGCGCGAUGCCUCCUUGUUUGUCCCUUUCCACUCCCGCCCUGCAGUCCCCCCCCAUCCCCUCCUCUCUUCCUCCCCUCCUCUCUCUUUUCUGUUCAUAGUGGCCUGCGCUGGACGUAUCCUUCCUUGAGCGCCAGACGUAAUCCGAUUUUAGGCCUCCACUCAUUCAUCGCAAGCGACGAGCUACACGUUCUCUUCCAUUACACCUGACUGGAUCUGGUUCUUACGAUGUUCCAAUCUAUUGUGUUGCUCGUUGUGGCUGUGCUGCUGUCUGUGACUUCCUACCCGGUGCUCAGGAGAGAUGUCGACUCCAGUCUCGUUCCCGACUUUGGAGUGACUGCUGGAAUCAAGGCGAACGGCUCAGCGAGCUGUGACGGAAUUGACGGAACCAACGGCGAGCCCAUUCUCAUUCCAUGCCAAUGUCCGCCGGAUCUCGAUACAUUCAUUGAGGAGCUCAACAAGAACGUUGCCGCUGGAUACGUAAUCAACAACCCGAGCGUCUCGAUCACCUUCCCGGAGGACAAUUCCACUGCGUCGCAGAUCACGCGCAUCAACGCUUGCCUCGUCACGCUGCAGAACCUGAACGGCACCGGCGUCGGAUGCCCCGCAUCGGCGACGACCUGGGUUGCGCUUCAGAAAGAGAUCGCAGCAGAGGGCUCGUCGUCAUCAAGCUCCGUUUCGGCUGCUAGCACUGCGACAGGUACAUCCACGAUCGCGAGCACAGCAACAGCCACGAGCGUAUCGACUUCUGCAGCGAGUGCUGCGACUUCCAGUGUCGCGGCGGCGGCGUCGAGUACCAGCUCACAUCACCACCACAAGUCCUCCAGCGCGAUUGACUCUGCAUCUAGCAGCACGAUUUCCGUCGGCGCCACCGCAGCUGCCCUCACGGGCUCCAACACGACUGCGACAGCCUCCAGCGAUGCGUCAACAGGCUCUUGUUCCAUCGUCUACGUGACCGUGACCGUAACCGACGCUUCGGCCGCUUCGGCCACGAGUGAUGCGGUAAGCAGCACACUCGCCGCCUCGCGCACCGUCUCCGAUUCCGCCUCCUCGUCUGCCCUCGUCUCGUCUUCGUUCUCGGUCUCUGUGACCUCGGCAGCGUCUGCGACUGCGACGGCAACAUCGUCGAAUGUGACGAGCAACGAGAGCCUCGUGCCGGAUUUCGGCGUCACGGCGGACACGAAUCCGAACGGGUCGGGGAGCUGCGAUGGAAUAGACAACGCGAGUGGCGAGCCGAUCCUCAUUCCCUGCUCAUGCCCACCAAGCCGCGAUUCUUUCAUCGCCGAGCUUUCCGCGAACGUCGCCGCAGGUCACGUGCUCAACAACCCGAGCGUCGCGCUCACAUUCCCGACGGACAACUCGACCGCGUCGCAGCUCGCGCGGAUCGACGCGUGUCUUGUGACGCUGCAGAACUUGAUUGGUACCGGCGUCGGUUGCCCAGCGGCUGCGACGACGUGGGGCGCGCUCCAGAUUCAGCUCACGGACGAGCUGUGACGAAAAAGCAAAAGCAAAUCACGAACUACAUCACUUAUCAUGAGUGAUGAUUGAUUGAUACGAGAGCGCGUGCGGGUAUGCGCGCUCACAUGACACGAAUCGUUACGAGUCUUGCCUGGUUUUCUUCUUCUUUGCGUUUGAAUAUCUUUAUUGUGCUUGAUGUGCGUGUGUGUGGAGGUUUGAUGCCUCCGAGUGCUUGAUGCGCUUUAUUCUUUGUUGGAUGUUUCUCGUGUUGGUGUUCAUCAUGUAGCAAUAUGACUAGCUGGCUUAGGUUAGAUGAUGCGGCUUUCGGUCGUCGGAAUGCAAUGACAGGCGCGAGCUCGCCAGAUCGCG
Molecule: messenger RNA, 2099 nt
Organism: Laetiporus sulphureus 93-53
Lineage: Eukaryota; Fungi; Basidiomycota; Agaricomycetes; Polyporales; Laetiporaceae
Exons: 6
Coding region: 501-1766 (421 amino acids)
Source: RefSeq, a predicted model, not a curated record